CCUUAUUCACUUUGUAUUUUUUUUCCCUUUAAAACCUCUCUUUCUCUCUCUUUCUCAUACUGAAAAAAGUGUCUCCCUUAUUUUCAGGCACUUAAAGAAAAAUAAAAUAAUAAAAGCAUUUUUAAGUCGAAAGACCUUCUCUUCCAACCAGAAGCCUUUAGCGCCAUGGCUUCUUCUUCUUCUUCUUCCUUGCCACUUCUCUUCUCUCUUCUCUCUCUCUUCCUCAAUGUCACACUCGCAGACACUGAUCGUUACAAUACCACGGCGGUUGUUAUAAUGAACCCUACCACCCCGCCGCCUCUUCCACCGCCUUCUACACCGCAACGGAAUAACAUCACUUCCUCUUUCAUGCCCGGAAUCGCCGUCGUCAUCGCCGUCCUCACCGCCGUUUUCUCCCUCACUUUCUUGCUCCUCCUCUACGUCAAACACUGCAAACGACGAAACGGCAGCGUUUACGUCAAUCACCCGCAGCGUUUCGCAGUCUCAAGAUACGGAGGAGGAUAUGGCGGUGGAGGAGGAGGGAGAAAAAACUCCGGUAUAGACCGGUCCGUGAUCGAAUCUUUACCGGUUUUCCGGUUCGGUGCUCUGAGCGGUCAAAAGGAAGGGCUCGAGUGCGCCGUGUGCUUGGCUCGGUUCGAACCGACGGAAGUUUUGAGGUUAUUGCCGAAAUGCAAACACGCCUUCCACGUGGAGUGUGUUGACACGUGGCUCGACGCUCACUCCACUUGCCCGCUUUGCCGUUACCGGGUCGACCCGGAAGACAUCCUCUUGAUCGGUGAUUGUAACUCCUGGUUCGAGCUACGUUUCUCUUACCGCCAAGAGGAAUCAAACAGUAACAACAACACCGGUUCGACCCGGUUCGAACCGGUUAGUCGGAUCUCGGGUCGGCAUUCAUCGGCUGGUGAGCGAGCGAGUCGACUCAACGAGGUUAGAACAUCUUCGUCUUCAAAAUCGAAUCCGAUUUCGUUUAGGAGAUCGCUCGAUAGCUCUUUGACAGUCCACGACGGAGAAGAGAAAACGGAAUCGGUCAAGCUCGGGUGCUUAGAUCGUCCUCAGAGGAAAGACGGAAUGUUGUUAAUCCCGAAUCGGGAAAGCUUCGAAGGGAGAUUCGAGCACCGGAUAAUAAUCUCCGGCGGGAAUCGAGACCAGAGGUGGAGCGAGGUGAGGCCGUCGGAUCUUCUUUACCUACGAUCGGAGAUGAUAAUAAGUGAUUGCCGGAAACUAGCUGCGGCGGAGGAUGGUAGAGAAGUGAUAAACGGGAGAAGCGUGUCGGAGUUAACGAGCAUUGAGAGACGGAGGAGAUGGGGAGGAGAGCCGAGACAACGACAAGCCACGGCGGUGAUUUCGAGAUGGCUCGCUUGGUCCCACCGUGCCUCCGCUUCCAGCAUUGUUUAAAAAUCUGUUUUUUUAGGUCCUUUUAGUUUUGUUUUAUAACAGUUUUGGCCGUUUUAGUUUUGUUGUAUAAGCCCAAAUUUUAUUUAAUCUUAGUCAUAGAAAAGAGAGGAGGCAAGGCAACAACAAUGGCAGGUAGGACGAAAAUUUAAAUGAAAAAUCCCGAUUUUUGGAGUUAAUUAUUAUGAGAUG
Eutrema salsugineum is the source of this 1584-nucleotide messenger RNA. Its product is annotated as RING-H2 finger protein ATL43. Lineage: Eukaryota; Viridiplantae; Streptophyta; Magnoliopsida; Brassicales; Brassicaceae. The coding region runs from base 166 to 1395 and encodes 409 amino acids. The record is from RefSeq and is a predicted model, not a curated record. The transcript has a single exon.